AGUUCGUGGGUCAGGGGUCACUCAUGAGCAGCGCUCUGAAUGUUCAUGAAUCAAAUACCAGCUGUUUCUUUAGAAUGUUUAUCAUCUUUACCGGUUCAUUCAUGCGCGAUAUUUAAAAAACUAUUUGUCUGAUUUAUACAUCUGACUAUUUUUUCGCUAUACUCUGUUUUCAGUAUCAAAUUAAACCUGAAAAUAGCAAAGCGAUAACUUGCUAUCAAAUAUUCUUUUUAGUGUUCUGAUCAAGUGGUUUCGUGAAUAGUUUCCCUGGCUGGAGAAAGUGUACAUCAAUAAUACAACAAUGCAGGAAUUAAUCGCAACUGUCGAUCACCUCAAGUUUGAUCUAGAAAUAGCUGUAGAACAGCAAUUGGGUGCUCAACCACUGCCAUUUCCAGGAAUGGAUAAAUCCGGCGCUGCUGUGUGCGAGUUCUUCAUGAGAGCUGCAUGUAUGAAAGGUGGAAUGUGUCCAUUCAGACACAUAAGUGGAGAAAAGACUGUGGUUUGCAAGCACUGGCUUAGAGGUUUAUGCAAGAAAGGAGACCAGUGCGAGUUUUUACACGAGUAUGAUAUGACGAAGAUGCCUGAAUGCUAUUUCUACUCCAAAUUUGGAGAGUGCAGUAACAAAGAGUGUCCAUUCUUGCACAUUGACCCAGAAUCUAAGAUUAAAGAUUGCCCAUGGUAUGAUAGGGGAUUUUGUAAGCAUGGUCCGGAUUGCAGGCACAGACACACAAGAAGAGUCAUUUGUGUUAAUUACCUUGUCGGCUUCUGUCCAGAGGGCAAGUCAUGCAAAUUCAUGCACCCAAGAUUUGAACUCCCUAUGGGUGCGACUGAACAGCCACCACUGCCUCAGCAAGCACAGUCUCAGCAAAAGCAGCAAAACAUGCAGCCCAUAAACAGGUCAUCACAGUCACUCAUUCAGUUAACCAACCCCAAUGUAAACAACAAUAUGAGAAUACCAAAUGCUGUUGGAAUAGUGCAUCCUCAUAGCAACAUGGGUGGACCUCGCGGUCCUCGUCCACUGGACCAAGUUACAUGUUACAAGUGUGGCGAGAAGGGCCAUUAUGCCAAUAAAUGCACAAAAGGACAUCUGGCUUUCCUGAGUGGACAGUAAUGGUUUUCUACAAAAAAGGAUCUCUCAUAAUUGUGGCUGUCAGUUGCAGAUUAAGACACUUGAUUCCUGGUAUAUUAACCUUACACUGCAAAGGUUAUAGUUGACUGACGAACAUGUGGCUCUGCCUCACUGUCCAUGUGCCAAGCACUCUCGUGGGUGAGAGUGCAUCACAGCCAGUAUGUUUUCAACAGGUAGAAUGAAUGGCCAGCAACAUCUUUUUUUUUCUAAAUAUAUUUUCUUUCCGAUGAAACCUUGCCUGCCUCACUUUCAUACUUUGAAAUGUGAAUAUUUUCUAUUGAAGCUACAAGCUCUUGAUUACUGAAUCCUAAAGCACUGCUGACAUUAGAGGAAAAUAUAUUAAGCAUUCUUUAGAGAGGACAUUGCGUCUCAUUUGAACAAUGAUUUUAGAAGCCAUGUUCUCUGUAAUGUUUUAUGAAGAAUGUAACUAUAAUAGAUUUAAUUUUCAUUGAGGAUCAACUGUUUGUUACAUACUUCUGGAGUAGCAUAAAACAAACUGCUCUUGCUUUUUCAGUGUUUGAGUAGUCUUUUAUGACUGAAUAUUCCCUUGCAGUGAUACUUUUGUACUUCCCUUAACUUUGGCAAUACAGUAAAUUUAAAUAAGCACUCCAGUGUAAAUGGGUAGUUGACAUGUCAGGCAGUGACAGCCUGUAAUGUGAUAUGCUAUACAUUAUUUGGAACUUAUAACCUCACAUUAUCUGAAAUAUUUGUACUUUUAAAAAUUUUGUCUGCAGGACUGUUUUAAGUGAACUGAAAAACAAACAAACAAAAAAAAAAACUUAUGGUGACAAGUCACAGCACCUUAAAUAUAAACUUGCCCUCACAGAUUAACCUAAAAUCUUGAUGAUUAAAAAAUUCUAAGUCAUU
Molecule: messenger RNA, 1993 nt
Organism: Myxocyprinus asiaticus (Chinese sucker)
Lineage: Eukaryota; Metazoa; Chordata; Actinopteri; Cypriniformes; Catostomidae
Product: cleavage and polyadenylation specificity factor subunit 4-like
Exons: 8
Coding region: 299-1108 (269 amino acids)
Molecular function (GO): zinc ion binding; RNA binding
Source: RefSeq, a predicted model, not a curated record